AUGACUGUCGAAGAGCGGGACAUUGCAAUCAAAAUGUUGAACGAGGGCUGCAGUAAUGCUGAAGUUGCAGCGCACUUCAAUCGCGAUCCUGCGACUAUCCGGAAACUGCGCAAGAAAUACUCCAGCACCAAGUCGACAAAGGACAAACCUCGUAGCGGUCGCCCGAAGGUAUUGUCGCAUCAACAGGAGAAGCUCCUAUGUCGUGCAGCUCGCCGCCCAGGGCCAAGGAUCACAUACAAGGAGCUCACCGAGGCUGCAACCGUAGUACAGCCUGACGGGACUACUUUGAAGCCGCCAUCUACAGCAACGUUAUAUAGGGCGCUCCGUAGUCAAAAUCUAGUGACCCCGCGCUGUAAGAGGUGA
Bipolaris victoriae FI3 is the source of this 363-nucleotide messenger RNA. RefSeq lists its product as hypothetical. The record is from RefSeq and is a predicted model, not a curated record. Lineage: Eukaryota; Fungi; Ascomycota; Dothideomycetes; Pleosporales; Pleosporaceae. The transcript has a single exon. The coding region runs from base 1 to 363 and encodes 120 amino acids.